Messenger RNA from Alligator sinensis (Chinese alligator), 7699 nucleotides. Its product is annotated as zinc finger protein 501-like. The transcript has 2 exons. The record is from RefSeq and is a predicted model, not a curated record. Gene Ontology annotation, cellular component: nucleus. Gene Ontology annotation, biological process: regulation of transcription by RNA polymerase II. Gene Ontology annotation, molecular function: DNA-binding transcription factor activity, RNA polymerase II-specific; RNA polymerase II cis-regulatory region sequence-specific DNA binding. Bases 4227 to 5294 code for a protein of 355 amino acids. NCBI's taxonomy places the organism in Eukaryota, Metazoa, Chordata, Crocodylia, Alligatoridae.
GCCAGGAUCCCUGGUCAUUUCUACACCUGAGUAAAUAUUACUGCACCUGAAUUACAGUUUUUAGCUAGAGCUAAAAAUGGUCUUCAGAGCUGUGAAAUAGGAGAGAGACAUUACCAGGAGUGGUUAACACUGUAAAUUGGAGAAGAAAGGAUAGCUUUAGUGGAACAGCAAGACCAUGAAAAAGGCUAGAGAGUCAUUAACACCUAUGGAGUUAAGAGAGACUAGCAGGAAUUGGUAGAUUAUAAUGAGCCAGAAAGUCAAUUGACUCUCUCAGUAUUGCCUGAAUAGAAAUGCUGCUGCCCUUCCCAGGCAGUUGGUUUUAAAGCUUGGGAAGAGCGAAAUCAAGGGGAAGGGAUGCAGCUGCACCUCUCCUGGAUUUGUCUCUGAGGCUGUACCCUAUCUUAACUGAGUGACAUUUUCUGGGUGGUGUCAUACAGGAAAUAUGGACAACUGAAUGAUGCCUUCUGGCCUUAAUGUCCCCAAAUCAAGGAAUAAGUGACCUCAGAUGAAGAUUAGGCGAGUUGGGGAUUGGACACUGCUCGGACACCUGAAAACUGAAUGGUCCCCCCCCCAUUUAAGAAGUCUCCGCUAUUUAGGGGGAUAGUGUCUCCAAGAGGGUAAUAAGGUUAUUCAAUCAUUUCCCAAUGUUUUUUAUUUUUAUUCUACCCAGAUAAAGACGCAGGUGUUAAAUCAAGGGCUGUUCUGUGCCUGACUGGCUCCUUGCUUCCAAAAACAGAGUUAGGGGUGACUAAAAUACUCCAUCUUUUAUAACAGUCCUUCUGCUCUAACCCUAUCUACUCCUACCACUACUUUGAUGCCAAAAGAUCCCAAGAACCCCUACCAAAAUAUUUUUUAUGGAAAUCACUUUCCUGAGCCUUAAAUUAGGGCUGCUUCUGGGGUAUAGACAGGUGAUAGCUGUCUUUUAAUGGGCAGGGAAGGGAAAUAACAUGCCCCUGGCCAAGACUGACCAGCUCUGUUGCAGCCCAUUCUUGUUGUUGCUGCCCGCCCCCCACAGCCAGCUGCCUCUUCUCCAUUACUGCCCCCUCCCAAUUGCCAGAUCUGUCCCCUGUCACCAUGAUUUUGCCCACGACUCCCUGCUGCCCUUGAAGAAGAAAGGUGGUUUUUGUGGGGAAGAAACAGCACUUUCUACCUCUUUAUUAAUUAGUGACUUACAUUUCCCUCUGUCAAUGCUAAUUGGAGAAUGAGGCAAAGUAUAAUUUUGCAACAGCGACCCCUCACCCUUUCUCUCCCAUUGUUGAAAAUGACUACAUAAUACCCUCAGACUGUUCUUUUUGUCUCUAAUAAAUGAGUGUUGAUAUCUAAUUUUCCGUUCUCAAUCUAAUAUAGGGCUGGAUUAACCCUUUAGUUAGCAUAGACAAACAAACUUGUGGGCCCCUACUUAAUACUGUAUAUUUAUAUUACUUUUUUCACUCAAUAAUUAAAAUGUGUAAAAUAAGCCCAAGUGAGCCCCUUCUUCGCUUAGGGCCCUAGACAUGUGCCUCCUUUGCCUAUGCAUUAAUCCAGCCCUGAUCUAAUACUCGGAUAUUGAUAGGAAACCUGCUUGGAUUUCAUUCUCUACUCUUUUAUUCAGGGAUAUUGGCAUUCAGUUCUCUCAACUUUUGCGUCAGUUCUCAAGUCUUGAAAUAAAUCUCUCACGUAUUUAAGCAUGUUUUCUCCUCCUUUUUGAUGGCACUGUCAUAAAUAUUUGAAAGAUGAGGUCCAAAUGAUCUAUCCUUUAUAUUUAAACUUUCAGAUUUGACUUCUCUUUCAUAACCUGCUCUUAACGCAUCUCUUCAGACUUUCCAAACUUUUUUCUAGUCAUAUAAAAAACAUACCAUCAUAAUAUUAAAACACGUCUUUCUUCCUUUCUAAACUGGUAUCAUGUCUUCUCAAACUUAGCUAUUUUCUGUUUAUCUCUAUUGAAUAUAUAAAAAGUUCAUAUAUUUGAUUUUUCCCCCCUAUUAUAACAACUAACUGCUUUUUUUUUUUGUCAGAAGCUCCUGCCCAGCUUCUGCUGGGGGCUGUAUGGAGCAGCUCCACGGGGUGCUGGAUUUGGCCCUGGACGGUGGUAGGAUUACUUUUUCCAGUCUGCUCUGUGCCUGGCCACCUCCUCCUUUAUGGUGUCCUCCACUAACUGGGAGCAGGGACUAGGAGAUCCUUUGUCACAUCUUUUCUCCACUCUUCACCCUUCAACCUCCUGCUCCUCUUUAGCUCCCUUCUGGUUUGCCACCUCCCUAUAUUCCCCCAUGUUCUUAACUACCCUUCAUCACAAGCAGCCUGGUUUCAGGCUCACAGAGAAGAAUGGGAGCUCAUAGUUACUUUUAUUGUAAGUACAGGAUUUGCAGUGAGCUUGGUUGACAGCAGCCUGUGACUCUGGUCCCGUUAAUAAUUAUGGUAAAGAUCAGCCAUUUUCAAUAAGGGCAAAUUCAUUAGUUUUUAUCUGGGAAUUGAGAUCAUGGGACACUUGAAAAUACCAUCACACGUUGUGAGAUUUGAAAUAAAAUCGCAAGAGAUGGCAAGUCUGCAAGGGAUGGCAAGUCUGUAAGCAAGCCACUGAGGGUGAGAGAACCACUAAGUUACUGCCCUGCUCCUUUCAUCCUGAGUGAAGACUCAGGGUAGCUGCUUUUCUCCAAAAAUCAGACAUUCUUGUAGUUUUAAAGUUGGCAGGAAACCAAAAUUGGAGGGGAUUUUCUAUCUUCAUUUGAUACAUGAAUAAAAAUCUGUCAUUUCCCUGUGUUUACCAUUCACAUAGAUAGAAGGGAGCCUGUGCGACUAAUUCAAAAAAGAAAGGGAAGGGGAGAAUGGACUUUCCAUGAUUGGUCCCUGGGAAAGAAUGGCUUCCACGUUUUUAUUUCUAAGGCAUGCAUUUUUCAGUGACCGAAACCAUCUGCAUGACUUGACUGAAGAAGGGAUGUAGUUAGGUUCAUAGCAAAUGGGAAGACACAGUUCUUCAAAUUCUCUUGUUAUAUAAGAGACAACUUGGAAAGCCACAUUUGCUAAAUUACAAAUGCAUCAAAUAAACAGAUCCUGAAAUGUGAAGGAGGAAAAACUGGAAAGUGGAGAAUUUAACCUUUUCCUCCGGGGGGGGGAACUUAGACAGACAUAGAUGUGGUGUCAUUUCAUUCUUAUUUAAUAUUUGUCUUGCAAUAGCACUUAGGAAUUCCAAAGGCAGGACCCCGUGAUGACCAGCUUUAUACAAAUACAAGCCAACAAUGGCUUCUGCCCUAAAGAGUUGAGUCAAACUCUUUUCAAGCAUGUCACUAGCUCCCACCAUUUAGAGAGUACAUCCAUUUGAGGAUAUCAACCAUUUAGUCUGUGGAGAAUAGUUCUCAAACCACUUUAAACAACAUCCUGUCUUGUAUGCUCAACUCCUCCCUCACCUGCGAUGGGCAGUACCAGGUGAACUAUGCGGAGUGGAUCAUUACAUUAUUCCCUUUCUUCAUGUUUAGCACAGACACUGGGAGGAUUAAAAUGUCACAGUGGGCUGGCUUCAAGAAGGAAGAGCUGUAUCCAUGCUGUGUUUCCUCCGAUUUGCAGAAUCUAGAGUAUAUACAGGGAAGGAAUGUAGGGUGAACAGGGGUGUGCCGUGGGAUGGUGUCCUUUCUGCCCUAUGUGAUAAAAGGUAGAGGGAAAGAAGGCAGAGUGAAAACAUGCGAUAAACCUGACAUGGUAUGUCCAAUCUGGGGAAUUAUUUUUUGGGGGGUUUUUUAAGCAAGCCCAUAGUAAGAUUGGAAAUUUUUAGGACAAGAAACAACCCCCUUGUGCAGAGCUGGAGAACCUACCAGGUGGACAGAAUUACCUGCUGACCCUGCUAGCCAGAGACUCCAUAAAAUAUGAAGGAGGCACUCAUCAUGAAGCACAGGGGACGUGCCUUGUCCUCUUGUGUCUAGCUUUUAGGAAUAGGAAGUGUGUUGAGAUUCUAAUACCUGGAAGUGCUCAGGGUCUCUCCCUCCAGUGUCAACCUCUGGCCAGUGCAUGUCUUAGAAAGGUAAAGGACCCUGGCCUCUUCCCUGGUCUGUCCAACAUCCACUGUAUCCCUUUUGAAGCUUUUGUUUCUUUUGGCCUUCCUGCCAUAUAUCUGAUGGGAAUUUCACUAGGCUGUAGUUAUUGAAUCUGGAAUGCUUUUUGUUUCAGGGCCAGUGAUGUUUGAGGAAGCAGAUGUGUAUUUCCACAAAGAGCAGAGGACUCUGUAGGACUCUGGUCAGAAGACCUACUACCAGGACAUCAUGCAGGAGAAUUACGAGACUGUGACCUUUCUGGCAGGUGAUGGAUUGGUAUGUAAGAAAGAAGAGGAGGAUCCACAACCUGAAGGCCCAAAGCAACUGGAACUAGAAAAGGUGUUGUUGGGAAUAUCCGAAAGGAACUUUUCCCCGAGCCGUGUACAGGGAACCCCCAGUGGAAAUCAAAGUAGGCUAAAGAGGCAGGUGGCAAGCCACACAGGGAAGGAAGUGGGUGAAUCUGUUGAUUUGGGGAGAGGCUGUAAUGACCUCAAAGAAACCAGAGCCAAGCAGAAAAGCCACACGGGAGAGAGAAAAAACACAUGCGCUGAGUGUGGGCAGAGCUUCAGUCGGAACUCGUACCUUAUCAGGCACAAGAGAACCCACACCGGGGAGAAACCCUACCAAUGCCUUGAGUGCGGGAAAAGCUUCAAUCUGAGCUCCAACCUCAUGACACACCAGAGAACCCACACGGGAGAGAGGCCCUAUAAAUGCCUGGAGUGCGGAAAAAGCUUCAUUCAGAGUUCAGAUCUUAUUUCACAUCAGAGACUCCACACAGGGGAGAGACCCUAUGAAUGCCUGGAGUGUGGGAAGAGCUUCAUUCAGAGUUCACACCUCCUCAGGCAUCAGAAGCUCCAUGUUGGGGACAGACCCUACAAAUGCACUGACUGUGGGAAAAGGUUUUUUCAGCGGUCACAUCUUAUUAGACACCAGAGGCUCCAUGUUGGGGAGAGGCCCCAUAAAUGUACCGACUGUGGGAAAAGCUUCAUUCAGAACUCCCAGCUCCUGACCCAUCAGAAAAUCCACUUAGGGGAGAAACCCUAUAAAUGCCCUGACUGUGGGAAAACAUUUAAUAGGAGCUCACACCUUAUCGUGCACCAGAGAACCCACACGGGAGAGAAACCCUAUAAAUGUCUGGACUGUGGGAAGAGGUUCAGUGUCAACUCCAACCUGAUUACUCACCAGCGAACCCACACGGGGGAGAGACCUUAUAAAUGCCUCGACUGUGGGAAAAGCUUCAGUCGGAGUUCACAUCUCAUUAAGCACCAGAGGCUCCACACAGGAGACGAAACCUGAGUGCAGCAGAAGAUUCAAUUGGGGCUUAUGUUGUGUAAGACAUCAGCAAAUCUGUGUAGGGGAGAGACCACUUCAGCAUGGUAAACCCUUCUAGUGGAACUUAUAUAUCUUGGACAGCAGAAGCUUUGUGCAGGAGAGAAAUUCUGUCUGGACAACGAAUGGCCAUAGUUAGAUUGUAAGCAGACGUCUCAUUUCAGGCAGUCUGAUUGCCAGGGGUUUAACCCUGAUUUAAACACAAGUGAUCUAAACACAAGUGGCACAGCCAUUUACACACACCGCCCUUCCAGGCUGCACUGCUGCCCUUGUGACAGGCCGGUCCCUGGAAUGGAUGGCAGUUGGCUUGAAUGACCCAUGAUCUAGAUACAGACAUACACCACACUGUCCCAGCAGAUGUGUUGGCACCUUUUAUCUUGCAUCCUUAAAGCAGGAUAAUGGAUGUGUAUGUCUGUAGGAUCCCAGGACAAAAGGCUUUCUCCUGUGAGAAAUGUAACAUCUGUUUGCACCCCUUGUUACCAGACUUAAUAUUGGUAGUAGCACUGAAUUCAUAGAUGCUUGAACAAAAAUAGUCCAUUCUCUGAGCAUUUAUUGAGCACAGCAAUUUGCAACUUCAAGCACAUGGCAAAGACCAACAACAGAAACACUUCAUCUAAGCUAAGACACAGCCAAAUAAGAUAUAGUGACAACGCACAAUUUAGUCUAAUUUAAAAUGCAACAUAAUAAGCCAAAAAGACAACAAAAAGCAUUGCAUAAUCCAAAGGGCAGAGUGUCUCUUUGCAGUCAGGUAUUCAUAAGGUAUUUCUGGGGAUCUGCAGGUCUUCUUAGGUGGUGAGGAUAGUCCCACAGGCCUCAGCUUGGCCUGGGUUUUCAUAGGGAUCUACAUCUCCUUGCCUCCCUUCGGUCCCUUACAUGACUCUCAUGCAUUCAGUGUCUCUGUCUCUUGCCUCUUAGGUAUUCCAGUCUCUCAUCCCUUACCACAGGGGUGGGGAACCUCCAGCUCCAGCCCACGGCAUAAUUUCAACCGGCCCAUGAAUUGGGGCAACCGCCCCGGGCCCCAUAUUUUGUGGGGCCCUGUGUAGCAGCCGCAGCGACUCUGUGCCACUGCCAGUUUCACAUCUGGCUGCUUGCUAUCACCCCCACCACUGCCACCACCAACGGCUUUGCAUCCGACUGCUUGCCACCCCGCCGCCGGCACCACUUCUCUUUUCUUUGUUCAACCUAUGUUUCCCCUGCUACAUAUCCCAGUGUAUUCAGCAAUCCCUGCUCAAGAGUCAUUGAUUUCAGUCCUUUAUAAUGUAUAGUGUUGGCCAUUCAUGGCAUCUGACAAAGUAGGCUAUUGCCUAUGAAAGCUUAUGCCUCUCUGAAUGAGUUACUGUCUAAGGUAACACCCUGUCCUGCCUCUUGCCUGACUUCAGAUUAACAUGGAUAACUACCUCUCUACUAAUGGAUAGGGUUGUGAUGAUGGGAAUUGAGAUGAACCCUCCCAGUGAGAUGAAGCUGAAGGUUCCAAAUUAAAGUACCUCUCCAUGACUGUUAAUAAAACUUUGGUUUCUUUCUGCUUCAACAGCUAUUGGCAUCUCAUGAACUCAUAAAGAUUCGCUCUAGAAUGAUUGCUGUUAACAUCUAUCUAGAGUAUUGAUAUAUAGAGAAUAUGGAUUAUGUAAUGUGAUACAUAUGAAAGGUUAAUGUUUCCUUUAAGAGGGGAGAUGUGGUGCUAUGUAAGUGAAAGAUCAGAAUUUAGAGUCAGUCUCUUAUAACGGAUUGUGUUGUGAUUGUGGGAAUGGUGAAAUGAACCCAGGGGAACAGAAAAGCUGAAGGUUCCAGUUUGAAGCUGUUCUCCAUAACUGUUAAUAAAAGAUUUUGUCUAUCUCAUUCACCAGCUAUUGUCGUCUCAUGAACCCACAAGGAUGGUUAUAAAUAGGCUUGAUUGCCUUAAGAAAGGAGAGAGGUUUAAUGUGCAAAAUGUUAUUUAAUCAGUUUUUAGAUGUAGUUAUGAAGUUAUACAAAGAGUUUCAUACUCGGUUCUUACAAAACAAUGGCAUAGAACAGGCAUGACCUAAACAGUUCUUGUUAUAGCAUUUUCUUUAAGAGAAAGUAGGAGGAAACUUAACUUUACAUAUUCCUGAUUGCCCAGCAUUUGAGCUUUGGGUAUUUAGAUGGCAGAAAGGACAAGCUGACAAUUAGUCAGGGUUAUCUGACAACAGAGCUUACUAUCUACUACUGCCUGCUAUCAUCAGCCCCACUGUGAGAGUUCAGAAGCAGCACAUCAUCUCGUAAACAGUCCUACCCUAUGAACAUGCAGACUGUUCCCUAGAAGUAACCUGAUUAGCAAGUCAACUUACCUGACCCUAACUUCACCCUCCAAAAAAGUACCAAAACACCAAAAGUAUCAAAACAACUUUCCACCC